Molecule: messenger RNA, 1138 nt
Organism: Daktulosphaira vitifoliae (grape phylloxera)
Lineage: Eukaryota; Metazoa; Arthropoda; Insecta; Hemiptera; Phylloxeridae
Gene: epsilonCOP
Product: coatomer subunit epsilon
Exons: 7
Coding region: 134-1039 (301 amino acids)
Biological process (GO): endoplasmic reticulum to Golgi vesicle-mediated transport; intra-Golgi vesicle-mediated transport; retrograde vesicle-mediated transport, Golgi to endoplasmic reticulum
Cellular component (GO): COPI vesicle coat
Molecular function (GO): protein binding; structural molecule activity
Source: RefSeq, a predicted model, not a curated record
UUUAAUCAUUAGUGAUAGUAGAAUUCUAGUAGUUCUUACAAAGUAGAAACUUUUUCGAAUUUUGCUCAUGUAAAACUGUUUAAAUUUAAAUCAUCAAUUAAAAUUUCGUAGAUUUUUAUAAAAUUAAUUUAUAAUGACAGAUAUUGUUAAACAAGCUGAAUCCUAUGAAGCUAAUGAAUUAUUUGAUAUAAAAAAUUCUUUUUAUAUUGGGAAUUAUCAACAAUGUAUUAUUGAUUCACAAUCAGAACCGCCAAAUUAUGGAAACUUACGUUUGCAACGUGAUAUUUAUAUGUACCGUGCUUAUUUAGCUCAAAAAAAAUUUAACAUUGUUAUUGCAGAAAUAGGAAAUAAUGCAACACCAGAAUUAAAACCAUUUCGUUUAUUAGCUGAGUAUUUACAAGGUCAAGUGGACAAAAAUUCAAUCAUAAAAUCAUUGGAACAAGAAAUUCAGAGCAUGUAUGAAAUUAACCAUUCUCUGGUUAUUGUAGCAGCAACAAUUUACAAUCAUGAAAAUAAUUUUGAAUUAGCUCUAAAAGUUCUUAAAGAUGAUGAUACUCUAGAAGCUAUGGCUUUAUCAUUAAUAAUUUACUUGAGAAUGAAUAGAGUUGACUUAGCUACUAAAGAGUUCAAAAAGUUAAGAGACAAAGAUGAAGAUGCUACUUUGACCCAAAUGGCUCAAGCUUGGUUAAAUUUAGCUUUGGGCGGAGAAAAAUUACAAGAAGCUUAUUAUAUAUUUCAAGAGCUGACAGACAAGUAUGGAAUCACAGCUUUAUUAUUAAAUAGCCAAGCUGCUUGUUAUAUUGGCCAAGGAGAUUAUAAAAAAGCUGAAAUCACCUUACAGGACGCUUUAGAAAAAGAUAGCAAUAACAUAGAUUCAUUAGUCAACUCUAUAUUUAUUGCUAGUCAUUUAAAACUUUCAUCCGAUGUUGCUAAAAGACAAUUAAACAUGCUUAAAGAUUCAUUUGCCAGCUCUGAAUUUAUUAAAAAUUACUAUGAAAAAGAAAUAGAAUUUGAUUCAUUGUCAAAAAUAUAUCAGUAAUUUGUUUUGUAAUAUUCCACAAUAUUUAUUGAUAAGUUGAACAUAUUUUUACAUAUUUUAAAAUUUAAAAGAAUAAAAACGAUAUUAUUAUUUUUAAUA